This is a messenger RNA of Ananas comosus (pineapple), 923 nucleotides long. RefSeq lists its product as uncharacterized. Bases 77 to 619 code for a protein of 180 amino acids. Lineage: Eukaryota; Viridiplantae; Streptophyta; Magnoliopsida; Poales; Bromeliaceae. The record is from RefSeq and is a predicted model, not a curated record. The transcript has 5 exons.
UAAGGCGUCCUUCUCCCUCUGGCGGCGGAGCUCGUCCUUGGGGUUAGGGUUAGGGUUCUGUUGAAGAAGGCCAUCCAUGGAAAGCGGAAGCGACUCCGAUGCUCCAGAGGAGCUCACCGCCUUCGAGGGCAUUAAGCAAGAUGAAGAAAUCAGGAAAAUCCAAAAGGAGAACAUCAUUAGAGUGGCGAAGGAAGGCAAAGAACGAAGGAGAAAGUGGGCACAAAGGAUAACCCAAGGGAAAGCAGAUAAGCAGGAAGAUGCAGAAGUUAAGGAGACAGAACAACAGGAGGAGGAAGAGGAAGAUCAUGCGGUACCAGGAAUGCUUCCAAGCAAUAUAGUUGAUUUUCUUGCAGCGCGUGAGAAGCAAACAUUUGCGUCGGACUCCGAGGAAGAAGAGGAAAUCAUACAACAGAAACCCAAAAAAAAGAGAAAGCAAAAAACUUCAGGGCCCGAAACUGUCAUUCUCAAGGAUCUCCCCCCGGCCGAAUGCUUGCGCAACUCUCUGGAGUUUCUGAAGAGGAGGAAAAUGCAGGUCUCGAGGUCGACUUCGGUCCUGAAAAAUGCAGACCAGGCUCUGCGGCUUCUAUCAUCACGAGGAAGCUUAUUUAGUAAGCAUUGAAUAUAUUUUUAUCUCCGAUCACAUGAUGUAACACUAUCCGUCGAUUUUCAAUGAUUUUCAAUGAUUUUUUGAUCGUUUUUUGUUAUUUCGGCCGGGUGUCGAACACUGUAUGAAGAGAUGAAGAGUAUAGUCUGAAUUAUUCUGAGGAAAGAAUUUGUGCAAUUUGUAGUAUUCUUAACCACUAGCUACUCUUCUGUAGCAGGAUGCAUUUGAAUAGAGUUAAAAUUGGAGAGUCAAAAUCGGAUGCACAUUAUCCUGAUUGUAACCAUUGUGCCCCCAAAUAUUAUUUAUGACUCUGAUGAAA